Messenger RNA from Chaetomium strumarium, 1472 nucleotides. Its product is annotated as transcription factor IIA, alpha/beta subunit. NCBI's taxonomy places the organism in Eukaryota, Fungi, Ascomycota, Sordariomycetes, Sordariales, Chaetomiaceae. Gene Ontology annotation, cellular component: transcription factor TFIIA complex. Gene Ontology annotation, biological process: transcription initiation at RNA polymerase II promoter; transcription by RNA polymerase II. The coding region runs from base 156 to 1361 and encodes 401 amino acids. The record is from RefSeq and is a predicted model, not a curated record. The transcript has 3 exons.
GGACGUGGUGUAGAGCAAGCCCGGUGAUUUUAUCGCCGGUCUUAGCGAGGACGACAGGGCGGCGGGUGCAGGCGGUCCGCGCGUGAAGCAUCGGCUGCGGGGAUCGUGACACAGCCCAGCCGGCUUCGCUGCCUCGGCCGGAGUAAUCCAUCACCAUGUCGAACGUGGCAGUCGGACCGGUUUACGACACCAUAAUCUCCGAGGUUAUCAAUGCGGUGCGCGUCGACUUCGAGGAGAAUGGCGUUGAGGAAGGCGUGUUGGAGGACCUAAAAAAGAGCUGGCAAGCCAAACUCUCGCAGAUGAAGGUGGCUCAGUUCCCAUGGGAACCCAAGCAAGAGCCGCAACCUGCGGCUGCGCCAGCCAACAAUGGACCGGCAACAACUGCCGCUCCGAGCGCGGCCCCUGCUACUGCCAACCACACACAGCCUACGAUGAGUCCUCAAGGUGCUGCGCAGACUCUCUCGCUCCCGGGAGCAAUGCUCGCCAACCACAACAACAACAACCACAACAACGGCGUGGCACUGAAGCAAGACCCGGGUCUCGUUGACACCGAGCCAGUCAUCAAGCAGGAACCGGGCACCGGCAUGCCGCCCGUGCACCCUGCAUACAACCCAGCCAGUGCCACCCCCACCGCCGCGCAGCGUGCGGCCCUGGCCCUACAGAGUCAGUACGGUCAACGAGCUGCUGCGUCGAUCAAUGCGAUCCAGAGUGUCAUGGUCCCUCAGACGAACGGCAAUGCCCAGGCGCAGCAGGGGACUCGUCAGGGGCAGGCACCACAGCACAUGAGCCCUCAGCAGCAGUAUCGACAGGGAGUUGCAGCCGUUGUGCAGCAACGUAUGCAGCAGGUCUCACAAGCGGGCGCAACGAACUCUCUUCCCAACGCUCAGUAUGAUGGAUCAAACGAUGCUGCCGAAGGCGCAUCGCUUCCGCAAGGCUGUGGCUCUGGUCAGCCACCUAUUAUGGACCGUGAGAGAAUUGACCAGCACUUCCAUGCGCAGCUCGCGGCGCGCGCGAAGCAGAUGGAAGGUGGUGGCCUGAUGGUACCCCUUAACGAUGCUGCCAAGCAACCCAGCCUUGUUGCCCCACGACAAGGCGAUGGUCCUGCCCAGUUGGAUGGCGGUGACGAUGAUAUCAAGAGUGAGGAGGAUGAGGACGCCAUCAAUUCGGACCUCGAUGACACGGACGAGGACAAGGAUGAUGAUGAUGAUGAUGACGAGACUAUGGGCCAUAUGAUGCUCUGCAUGUACGACAAGGUGCAGCGUGUCAAAAACAAAUGGAAGUGCAUUCUGAAGGACGGAGUGCUCACCGUCAAUGGCAAGGAAUACGUCUUCCACAAAGCCACCGGCGAGUAUGAGUGGUAAACUCGCCCUUAGCGGUCUUAAGGUUUCCAUGUUUGCACCCCCCGACCUUUCAAAUCGCCAAUGAUGCCACCAUACCGGAGCAAGCUUCGUGGCUGGGCUCUGUGCAUAGAC